Megalops cyprinoides (Indo-Pacific tarpon) is the source of this 1086-nucleotide messenger RNA. RefSeq lists its product as uncharacterized. Gene Ontology annotation, biological process: regulation of transcription by RNA polymerase II. Gene Ontology annotation, molecular function: DNA-binding transcription factor activity, RNA polymerase II-specific; RNA polymerase II cis-regulatory region sequence-specific DNA binding. Bases 47 to 1078 code for a protein of 343 amino acids. The transcript has 2 exons. The record is from RefSeq and is a predicted model, not a curated record. NCBI's taxonomy places the organism in Eukaryota, Metazoa, Chordata, Actinopteri, Elopiformes, Megalopidae.
AAACGGGCUUUUUUUGAUUUUUUUUGUCCCCUCUUUUUUUGCAAUUAUGAUGUCCAUGAAUAGCAAGCAGCCUUUCAGUAUGCACCCGAUUCUGCACGAGCCGAAAUACUCACCUCUCCACUCCAGCUCAGAGGCCAUCCGGAGGGCAUGCUUACCUACACCUUCGCUACAGGGAAACAUCUUUGCUGGUUUCGAUGAGACUUUACUGCAGAGAGCGGAGGCACUGGCGGCGGUGGACAUUGUCGCUCAGAAAAGCCACCCUUUCAAACCAGAUGCUACAUACCAUACCAUGACCACAAUGACCAGCAUGACCUGCACCCCCACGUCUUCGUCGGCGCACCUUCAUCACCCUUCCGUGCUCACUUCGCAUCAUCAUCACCACCACCAACCGUCACAGGGCCUGGAGGGUGACCUGCUGGACCACCUUACCCCGGGCAUGUCUCUGGGAGGCAUGCCUGGGUCAGACGUGUGCUCCACCGCCUCCCACCCACACUCCCACAUGUCUGCCAUCAGCCACAUGCAGCAUCAUCACCCGCAAACCAUGAACAUGCACCCGCACAGUCUGGGGUCUCACACUUCGCUGGGCGGAGGGGGGGACUCGGAGCCCGACCCGCGAGAGCUGGAGUCCUUUGCCGAGCGGUUCAAGCAGAGGCGAAUUAAGCUCGGGGUCACGCAGGCUGACGUGGGUUCGGCUUUGGCGAAUCUGAAAAUUCCUGGAGUCGGUUGCCUCAGCCAAAGCACUAUUUGCCGGUUUGAGUCCCUAACCCUGUCACACAACAACAUGGUCGCCCUCAAGCCUAUACUUGAAGCGUGGCUGGAAGAGGCCGAGAGAGCUCAAAGAGAGAAAAUGACCAAGCCGGAGAUUUUUAACGGUGGCGACAAAAAGAGAAAACGCACCUCCAUCGCGGCGCCGGAGAAGCGGUCGUUGGAAGCUUACUUCGCUGUACAGCCAAGACCAUCCUCGGAGAAGAUAGCGGCAAUAGCCGAAAAGCUGGACCUGAAAAAGAACGUCGUGCGGGUGUGGUUUUGCAAUCAAAGGCAAAAGCAGAAGAGAAUGAAGUUUUCAGCAACGCAUUAGGCCAAAGC